AUGUCUGCUGUGGGUAUUCGUGGUGAAAGAGAUCAAGGUUAAGAUGUUCGUACAAGUAAUGUAACUGCCGUCAUGGCCAUUGCGAAUGUAGUCAAAACAAGUCUUGGACCAUAAGGAUUGGAUAAGAUGCUCGUAGAUGAAAUUGGGGAUGUUGUAAUCACAAAUGAUGGAGCUACUAUCCUAAAACAAUUGGAAGUUGAGCAUCCUGCUGCCAAGGUCAUUGUUGAAUUGAGUCAAUUGUAAGAUAAGGAAGUUGGGGAUGGCACUACAUCAGUUGUUAUUUUAGCUGCUGAAUUGCUUAAGCGAGCUAAUGAAUUAAUCAAAAUUAAAGUGCAUCCUACCACUAUUAUAUCCGGUUACAAAUUAGCUGCUAGGUAAGCAGUCAAAUAUAUUCAAUCUCAUCUAGUGCACAAAAUCACAGAGGAUGACACUGAGAUUCUAUUGAAUGCUGCCAAGACUUCGAUGAAUAGUAAAAUUAUUGGUUCCGAGAGUCACAUCUUUGCUAAAUUGGCCGUCGACGCUGUUAGACUUAUCAAAACUUAAGGUUACAUAACUGGAAAACCUAAGUAUCCUAUUCAAUCUAUAAAUGUUGUUAAAAGUCAUGGACAAUCCUCUAAUUAAUCUGAAUUGGUUCGAGGAUAUGUUCUUUAAACAUAAAGAGCCUCACAACAAAUGGUAACAAAAGUAAAGAAUGCCAAAGUUGCAUGUUUAGAUAUCAAUUUAAAUAAAUUCAAAAUGUAGAUGGGUGUUUAAAUCUUGGUUGAUGACCCUAACAAUUUAGAGAAAAUUAGAAAGAAGGAAAUGGAUGUUUUGAAAGAAAGAAUUCAUUUAUUGUUAUCAGCAGGAGCCAAUGUAAUCUUAACUUCAAAGGGAAUGGACGAUUUAGCUAAUAAAUAUUUAGUAGAAGCAGGAGCUAUUGGAUUGAGAAGAGUUCCCAAAGAACAUUUAAGAAGGAUUGCUAGAGCAACAGGGGCAAAGAUCAUAACUACCUUUGCAAAUGAAGAAACAGGAGAGUCAUUUGAUGUUUCUAGUCUAGGAGAAGCUGAAGAAGUGUAUGAAGAAGCUAUAGGAGACAAUGAUUAUAUAUUUUUCAAGGGAAUGAAAAAGGAAUAAUCAGCCAGUAUUAUUCUCAGGGGAGCCAAUGAAAUGAUGACUGAUGAAAUAGAGAGAUCAAUGCACGAUUCAUUUUGUGUUGUUAAAAGAACCUUGGAAUCUGGUUCAGUUGUAGCUGGUGGUGGAGCUGUUGAAAUGGCUUUAAGCAUUUAUUUGGAUGAUUUCUCAAGAACUCUGGAUACAGUUGAACAAAUCGCUGUUGCUGAGUUCGCUGAAGCAUUGACUGCUAUUCCAAAGAUAUUAGCUACUAAUGCAGCCAAGGAUUCAAUAGAAUUAAUCAGCAAGUUAAGAGUUUUACAUAGCAAAUCUCAAUCAAUCAAAAUAGAUGAAAAGGGAUUUAAGUACAGUGGCUUAGAUCUAAUCAAAGGAGAAGUGAGACAUAAUCUAAAGCAUGGCAUUCUUGAACCAACUGUGAGUAAAGUGAAAGCAAUAAAAUUUGCCACAGAGGCUGCCAUAACUAUCUUGAGAAUUGAUGACAUGAUUAAAUUAGAACCAAAGAAGGAGUAAAUGCCAGGAAGACAUUGA
This is a messenger RNA of Paramecium tetraurelia, 1638 nucleotides long. RefSeq lists its product as uncharacterized. The transcript is spliced from 3 exons. Gene Ontology annotation, biological process: protein folding. Gene Ontology annotation, molecular function: ATP binding; ATP-dependent protein folding chaperone; ATP hydrolysis activity. NCBI's taxonomy places the organism in Eukaryota, Ciliophora, Oligohymenophorea, Peniculida, Parameciidae. The record is from RefSeq and is a predicted model, not a curated record. Gene Ontology annotation, cellular component: chaperonin-containing T-complex.